GAAAAUGAGGAAAGCUGGCUUGUCCUCCCAUCCCUACAUCCUAUGCCUCAGGUGGGCAAAGGUUCAUUUGGGGCAGGGAAGGUCAACCGCAGAGGAGCCUCACUGGGUUGCUGAAAGAGGCCAAGAAGGAGCUAGCUCUCAGGAAGCCACCUUUGACUCCAGACUCUCUCCAGGCUGCCGGGAUGCAGGCUGCUGGGGCCUGGCUCCCCCUCCUGCUGCCGUGUCUGCUCCUGCUGCUACGUACCUCCAAGGGCCAGAACCUGACUCAGAACUGCAGCCAGGACUUAGACAACAAGACUUGCAGUUGUCUGCUGCCCCACGAGCGGCAAAACUGCACUGACCGCAAACUCUCCGCCGGGCCCAUUGUGGGCAUCACCUUGGGCUUGGUGCUGCUGCUAGCCGGCGUCGCUGUGGGGACUGUCCUGGGGAUCCGCAGGAAACGGCGCCGGGAUGCCCUCGAGACCUGUCCUUGGAAGCCUUCGGAGAGCGGCUCGGCCCCGGGCUGGCAACCCCGUUAUAGCAGCCGGAGUGUCGGGCAGUUCACUGAGGCCACUACCCCCAGCCCCUCGGCUGCCCCAGGCCCAAGCAGCCCCGGGGCUCUGCUCUAUGAGAACUUGUUUCUGGGCUCCCAGCCUAGCAGCCAGAGCCCGAAUCCCAGGCAGAGUCGCAGAGGGUCUUCGCCAGAUCCCGAGGCCCUCUACAUGAACUAUGAGGACAGCUCCAGGGCUGAGCAUCCCAUCUAUGGCAACGUGAAUAAUCUGACCUGCAUCCCGGAUCCCCAAGCGCCCCAUCAUCCUGAGGCUGAGGAUGAGGAUGAAUACGUGGUACCAGGGUGCUGAACUCUCCAGACCGGAAAUCCCGGAUCUAGAGACCAAGGCCAGCACCUAGACUCGGCCGGACUUUAUGCAAAUGAGCCAGCCAGCCAGCCAGCCAGCCGGGAACUGAAGAGAGUUUGGGCAGCCCCGAAAAUGUAAUAAAGAAAUUCAGUAUAGGCUGAAUUGUCUCCCCUCCUCCCCUA
Vombatus ursinus (common wombat) is the source of this 1018-nucleotide messenger RNA. It is a transcript of the gene LRRC25, whose product is annotated as leucine rich repeat containing 25. The record is from RefSeq and is a predicted model, not a curated record. Bases 183 to 839 code for a protein of 218 amino acids. The transcript is spliced from 4 exons. NCBI's taxonomy places the organism in Eukaryota, Metazoa, Chordata, Mammalia, Diprotodontia, Vombatidae.